Salpingoeca rosetta is the source of this 3768-nucleotide messenger RNA. RefSeq lists its product as uncharacterized. Lineage: Eukaryota; Choanoflagellata; Craspedida; Salpingoecidae. The coding region runs from base 1 to 3768 and encodes 1255 amino acids. Gene Ontology annotation, molecular function: ATP binding; nucleic acid binding. The transcript has 27 exons. The record is from RefSeq and is a predicted model, not a curated record.
AUGACGAAGAAGACACAGCGUGGUGCCGGCAGUGGUGGUGGUGGCGGACAGGGGAGGCGGAGGAAGAAGAAGGAGAAGGAGAAGUUGGACUUUGGGGCGUCAGGGUGGCCAGCAUGGUGCCAGCAGCUGCUGAGCGUGCAAGAAAAAGUGGAGUCGGUAGCUGCGUUUCUCAAUCGCCGGCAUAUGGUCUUGGACGCGGACGUGAUUGCCCGCACGGCAGGAUGUGACAAGCACGACAUUGCUCGCAUCGUCGCAAUGUUGCCGGAGCAGCUGGAGCUGCGGUGGAAGACGACCAUUGCUAACAGCGCUGACGACAGCUAUGCGGGCUUCAUGGGACCUCCGACAUCAUCCUCAUCGUCCACUACCCACCCAGCAAGGCCAACACCGCUGCAGCUGGUGCCAAAGAUGAAGCGGCCGUUCACAAAAGGAAGCACCAUGGCCAGGCAGCGUGCCCUUGUCACUGCAAUGCACAAGCACAUUGCGAACCAGCACCAAGAGUUCCUCGACGCUAUCAGUACGCUCGGGGGCAGAGAUGAUGAUGACGCAGCGACACGGGGAGCCCCAUCGGACAGCACCGCUGGUGACCUCACGUCUCCUGCUCAGUUCCACCCCGACUUUGACCUGUCUUCGCUGCCACCACCACUGCCAGCUGUUGUGGAGUCGAUUGAGGAACAGGAGAAACGCGAGGCCGAGGAGAGCAAGACAGCGAGCGUGCAAUACACCAACUACACGGGCGACUACAGGGCUACGCCACCAGCCCAGUUCGAUCCAAAGGAGAUCCUAGACCACUUGCUCCGACUUCCCCUCGCAAAGGGCCAUUCCCUGCACGUUGAGACGCUACCUGCACGUGCACCCGUCUUUGGAGAAUUGGAACGCCCUCUCCCAUCUCCGCUCCAGCACACACUCGCAGACCUCGGCAUUCAGCGCCUCUUCUCCCACCAGGCUGAGGGCGUGAAUGCAGCGCGCGACGGCGCGCACGUGAUGAUCUCAACUGCCACGUCAUCGGGCAAGAGCCUCGUGUAUCACCUCCCGACCAUGGAAGCCCUACUCUCAGACCCGCACAACACCGUCGCCCUGUACAUCUUCCCAACAAAGGCGCUUGCACAGGAUCAGCUGCGAUCACUCCGCGAGUUUGUCGGUGCGGGGUGGCUCGGGGAUGCUGUUCGCGCGGACUGCCUCGACGCUGACACACCAGCACGUGCACGAGAGGACGUCAAGAGUGCAGCCAACAUCAUCCUCACCAACCCUGACCUGUUACAUGCCACGCUUCUCCCGCGCCACCGCGACUGGCACAGGAUCUUUCGGUCGCUGCGUUUUGUGGUGAUUGACGAAGCGCACAUGUACAGGGGCGCCUUUGGGUCCCACGUCUCUCUCGUCAUCCGAAGGCUGCUUCGCAUUUGCCGUCACUACGGCAACACAUCUGUGCAGUUCAUCUGUUCAACAGCGACACUGGCAAACCCCCGCCAGCACUUUGGACAGCUCAUUCCGCUGAUUUAUCCACACCGCUCGCGCGUGUGUGUCGUCGACAACGACGGCAGCCCGUCAGGCAGUCGCGUGUUUGUGCUCUGGAACCCGGUGCGCAAUGACAACAGCACCGUGGAUGGGAGUGCUGAUGUCUUUCAUCCGCCAGAAAUUGCAACAGCAGCUGCAUCAGCAACAGCAGAAACAACAACUUCAACACACACGGCACAUGGUGCUCACGCAGCAGUUCCAUGUACUGAUGUACAGCGCCCUGUACCACUGCACCCGCCCAUUCUACCGUCACCACCACCUUCAUCAUCAUCAUCAUCAACAACAGCAUCAUCAUCAUCAUCAUCAAAAUCAUCCUCAUCAUCAACGACAGCAUCAAAACCACCAUCGUCACUGUUUCGGGCUGGCCAGGCGCCGCCAAGUCCCAAACGCGCGCAUGUGUCGACGCCUUCAACAAGAACACGAGCGGCACCAGCAACAGCGCAAAGCGAUUCUGUUCCACCCCUGUCAUCACCACCUGCAUCAUCAUCGUCGGUGCUGUUACCACCACCGCACACCACCUCGCACGCACGCGUACCUACCGCCGGUGACAGCGAGCGACACAUCAGCAGCGCCAUUCUGCAGGCAGCGCUGAUCCUCUCAGCUCUCGUCAAGCAACACGUGCGCACACUCGCCUUUGCAAAGGUGCGAAAAGUAACUGAGCUUGUGCUCAAGUACACGCGUCACGACCUCAAACACACGGCACCACAACUCGUCGCCCGCGUGAAAUCAUACAGGGCCGGGUACACCAAGGAGGAACGCCGAGCGAUUGAGCGGGCGCUGUUUGCUGGGAAGAUCCUCGGCACAACAGCAACAAACGCGCUUGAACUUGGUGUUGACAUCGGCAGCCUUGAUGCAACCAUUCUCCUCGGAUUCCCAGGUUCGAUUGCGUCAAUGUGGCAGCAGGCCGGUCGGUCUGGUCGCGGGACACACGAUGCGCUGACCAUCCUCAUCCUCUUCAACUCCCCGCUCGAUCAGUACUACCACCGACACCCGACACAGCUCUUCGCUCGCAAGUACGAGGCUGCGGUGUGCGAUCCGCGAAAUCCGUAUGUGUUGCGCGAACACCUGGUCUGUGCAGCAGCAGAGCUGCCACUGGCACUGCUGCCAACACACAUUGACACAACCACGCGUCUACUGGGCGCCGAUGUUGUCGGCGAGGAGGCCAAUUUCAUGGAUCGAUGCACACUCGAUGAAUACACACGCGCUUUCCCCGCAAUGGAGGACCUGCUGCUGUUUGGCGGCACGGCACCAGCCCUCGUCCACACACUCGAGGACAGCGACAUUGUGCUGCAGACGCGCGAAGGAUUCACCAUUCGCGCAAUGGACGCCCGCCCGUCCCUCACCGUUAGCUUGCGCUCUGUCGAUCAGGAGGCGUUUGCUGUGUAUGAGAUUCCAGGCAUGAAGAAGAUUGAUGAGGUUGGCCCGCGUCACGCCAUCUUUGAGCUGUAUGAAGGCGCCAUAUUCUUGCAUCAGGGUCACACAUUCCUCAUCACGCACUACGACCGUGACGAGCUUGUUGCCCAUGCAAAACCUGUCAAGGUCGACUACUUCACGCGCCAGCGCGACUUUUCAAACAUUGACGUCAUCAACGUGCUCAAACGCGAUCCAGAGCGAAACGCAUUCUGGGGCUCCGUCCAGGUGUCGGUGUCGGUGUACGGCUACCACAAGAUUCGGGAGCGCACGCUUGAGUUCUUUGAAACCGUGCCGCUAGUGCUGGACCCGUGGGAGUACAAGUCGCGUGGCUGCUGGAUUGACAUUCAUCCCAGCGUCAAGUAUCGCCUGCUGGCUGAGGGCCUUGAUGUGACAGCGAGCAUUCACGCCGCAAACCACGUCAUCAAGAACAGCGUGCCCGUGUAUGUCCUGUGUGAUCUUGGUGACAUCGACUGCGAGCACUCCAGUCCACUCCAACUGCGGGCGCGACCACUGCGCCUGGUGCUGUACGACACGAAACCGGGCGGGAUUGGCGUCUGCUUUGCAGCUUACGAGAUGGUGCACCAGAUUGCGCAAACCGCGCUUGAAUUGGUGCGAGACUGUCCAUGUUCAUCCGGCUGCCCAGGCUGCAUCCACGACUUUGCCUGCUCAGAGUACAACCAGUGUACGAGCAAGGCUGGCGCACAUAUUGUCCUGGAGGAUAUUUGCCUUCAAAUGGCAAAACAAAAGUGUCAACAACAACAACAACAACAACAGCCAGCAAGCAGCGCAGGCAAAGAGGAUCGAGGAGGCACGACGAUGCAAAGAGGAAGCGCACACGAUUAA